AGAGCGUGGAACUCUCUUUCUAAACCUCCAUGCGUUUGAUUUUUUUAACUCUUCUAAAAAAACAUCGCUAUUGGCCAAGAAACUUCUCUAACAUCAGGACAGCAUGGUCUUUUUCCUAAACACCGACAUCUGAGGUCGUAUGUUACUUUAUUUCGAUUGAGAAUCACCCAGAGCAGCGCGGUUCUCACGUGGCAUCUCCGGCGAUACGCGCCACGAGGGAUCCAGUACGCUUAAUAUAGUUUUUCUUUCUUCAUAUUCUCAGUUUUCUCGUUUAGAAGUACUAAGAUUUUGACAUGGUUGUAAAAACGGCAUCUUUAAUUUUGGAGGAUGGGACGGAGUUUAAAGGCCGUCUGUUUGGUGCAGUUACUUCAGUGUCUGGUGAAGUUGUUUUCCAGACAGGAAUGGUGGGUUAUCCAGAAGCUCUAACUGAUCCUUCUUACAAGUGCCAAAUUCUAACUCUGACAUACCCACUUAUUGGCAAUUAUGGUGUUCCGGAAGAUGAAGAUGGAGAGUUUGGACUCAGCAAGUGGUUUGAAUCUUCCCGAAUCCAUGCUGCUGCGCUCAUUGUUGGGGAGGUCUCUGAGAAUCCCAGUCACUGGAGCUCUGCCAAAUCUCUGGAUCAGUGGCUCAAAGAGCAGUGCAUCCCUGGACUGGAAGGAGUUGAUACUCGCCGCUUGACCAAAAAGAUCAGAGAAAAGGGAACCAUGCUGGGAAAACUUGUGGUGGAUGGAACUUCAGCCAGUAACAUUCCGUUUGAGAAUCCAGACAGCAGAAAUCUUGUUAAAGAAGUUUCUGUGAUGGAACCAAGAGUCUUUAAUCCAGAGGGUACUGUGCGAAUCACUGCUAUAGACUGUGGCAUCAAGUACAACCAGAUCCGCUGUCUGUGCCAGAGAGGGGCCAGAGUCACUGUGGUCCCCUGGGAUUAUCCCCUGGAUUGCAAUGAGUUUGAUGGACUAUUCAUCAGUAAUGGCCCUGGCAAUCCUGAGUACUGCAAGGAGACCAUAGAGAAUAUUCAGAUGGUGGUAUGUGUGGAGAAUCCCAAACCUGUCUUUGGAAUUUGCCUGGGACAUCAGCUGCUGUCUCUGGUCAUUGGUGCAAAGACAUACAAAAUGAAGUAUGGUAACCGUGGUCAUAACCAGCCAUGCGUUCAUAAAGGAACCAAUCGCUGUUUCAUCACCUCUCAGAAUCAUGGAUUUGCUGUGGAUCAUCAAACUCUCCCAAAAGACUGGGAUGUGCUCUUCACCAAUGCCAAUGACCAAACCAGCGAGGGCAUCGUGCAUAAUCACAAACCACUAUUCAGUGUCCAGUUCCAUCCUGAGCAUAUGGCUGGCCCCACAGACCUCGUCAGUCUCUUUGAUGUCUUUUUGGACACUGUUAGAGAUGUUAAAGAGGGCAAAGCUGGAAAAUCAGUUAAGCAAAGACUGACUGAGCAUCUCACUUUUCCUGGGUCUCCCAAGCCAGAAGAGUUUGUAAGGCCUCGUAAAGUUCUAGUUCUAGGUUCUGGAGGGCUCUCUAUUGGACAGGCUGGAGAAUUUGAUUAUUCUGGAUCUCAGGCAAUAAAGGCCCUUAAAGAAGAGAACAUUCAAACCGUUCUCAUCAACCCAAACAUUGCCACAGUGCAAACGUCAAAGGGUCUGGCAGAUAAAGUCUACUUCCUCCCGAUCACACCAGAGUAUGUCACACAGGUGAUCAAGAACGAGCGUCCAGAUGGGGUCUUGCUCACAUUUGGAGGUCAGACGGCCCUGAACUGUGGUGUGGAGCUCACUAAACAGGGAGUGCUGGAAAAGUACAAAGUGCGUGUGCUUGGGACCCCUGUGGCCUCCAUAGAGAUGACUGAAGACCGUAAGAUCUUUGUGGAGAAGAUGGAGGAAAUCAAUGAGCACGUUGCCCCCAGUGAGGCUGCGGUGUCUGUAGAACAGGCAGUGGCUGCAGCUGAAAGACUUGGCUAUCCCGUGCUGGUCCGUUCUGCUUUUGCACUGGGUGGACUGGGUUCAGGCUUUGCCAACAAUAGAGAGGAUAUGGUUACAUUGGUCACCCAGGCCUUUGCACACACAUCACAAGUCUUGGUUGAUAAAUCACUUAAGGGUUGGAAGGAAAUAGAGUAUGAAGUGGUGCGGGACGCCUAUGACAACUGUGUUACGGUUUGUAACAUGGAGAAUAUAGAUCCUCUCGGAAUCCACACUGGGGAGUCUAUAGUGGUAGCCCCUAGCCAGACACUGAAUGACUAUGAAUACAAUAUGUUGAGAAACACUGCCAUCAAAGUUAUUCGCCAUUUGGGCAUUGUUGGAGAGUGCAACAUUCAAUAUGCACUGAAUCCAGAGUCUGAGCAGUACUACAUCAUAGAAGUGAAUGCCCGGCUCUCACGCAGCUCUGCAUUGGCCAGCAAGGCCACAGGUUACCCACUAGCCUAUGUGGCAGCCAAACUCGGCUUGGGAAUCCCUCUGCCUGUCCUCAAGAAUUCUGUGACCAAUUCCACAACAGCCAACUUUGAGCCCAGUCUGGAUUAUUGUGUGGUGAAAGUUCCACGUUGGGAUUUGAGCAAGUUCCUCCGAGUGAGCACUAAAAUCGGCAGUUCCAUGAAAAGUGUUGGUGAAGUAAUGGCCAUUGGUCGCAGCUUCGAAGAGGCCUUCCAGAAAGCUUUAAGAAUGGUGGAUGAGAACUGUGUAGGUUUUGACCAUACCAUCAAACCAGCAUCUGAGGAGGAAUUACAGACUCCCACAGACAAGCGCAUCUUUGUUCUGGCAGCUGCCCUGCAUGCUGGCUACACAGUCGAGCUGCUUUAUGAGCUGACCAAAAUAGACCACUGGUUUCUGCACAAGAUGAAGAACAUCACAGACCAUGAGAAACUUCUGGAGAUGUAUAAUCUGGACGAGAGUGCCAUGCCACCUGAGGUGAUGAGGAAAGCCAAGCAGCUGGGCUUCUCUGACAAACAGAUUGCCCAAGCUGUGCAAAGCACUGAGCUGGCUGUAAGGAAGUUAAGACGUGAUUGGAAGAUCCUUCCUGUGGUCAAACAGAUUGACACAGUGGCUGCGGAGUGGCCCGCUUGCACAAACUACCUGUAUCUGACCUAUAACGGCUCAGAAAACGAUGUAGUCUUUGAGCAGCCACAUGUCAUGGUUAUCGGCUCUGGGGUUUACCGCAUUGGAAGUAGUGUGGAGUUUGAUUGGUGUGCUGUUGGAUGUAUUAUGGAGCUGAGAAAGAUGGGAUUUAAAACCAUUAUGGUGAACUAUAACCCAGAAACUGUCAGCACUGAUUAUGACAUGUGCGAUAGACUCUACUUUGAUGAAAUCUCCUUUGAGGUUGUGAUGGACAUUUGUGAGAUGGAGAAUCCAGAGGGAGUGAUUCUGUCCAUGGGUGGACAGCUGCCCAACAACAUCGCCAUGUCCCUUCAUCGUCAACAGUGUAGAAUUCUGGGAACCUCGCCUGAGUACAUUGACUCUGCUGAGAACCGCUUCAAAUUCUCCAGAAUGCUGGACACCAUUGGAAUCAGCCAGCCCAGAUGGAAAGAGCUGUCUGAUACUGAGUCUGCCAUAGGUUUCUGUGAGACAGUGGGUUAUCCCUGCCUGGUGAGGCCAUCGUAUGUUCUCAGUGGAGUUGCUAUGAAUGUUGCCUACUCUGACAGUGACCUGGAGAAGUUCUUGAGCAGUGCUGUGGCCGUGUCUAAGGAAUAUCCUGUUGUUAUUUCCAAAUUCAUUCAGGAGGCAAAGGAGAUAGAUGUGGACGCCGUGGCCUGUGAUGGAAUAGUCAUCGCCAUAGCUGUUUCAGAGCAUGUGGAGAACGCAGGGGUGCAUUCUGGAGAUGCCACUUUGGUGACCCCUCCUCAGGACAUCAACCAGAAGACCAUGGAGCGCAUCAAGAUGAUUGUCCACGCGAUCGGUCAAGAGCUUCAGGUUACAGGCCCCUUCAACCUGCAGCUCAUCGCCAAGGAUGACCAGCUGAAGGUAAUCGAAUGCAACGUACGUGUCUCGCGCUCCUUCCCUUUUGUGUCCAAAACACUUGGUGUCGAUCUUGUUGCCCUCGCGACAAGAGUCAUAAUGGGAGAGGAAGUUGAGCCUGUUGGGUUGAUGAAGGGAACUGGAAUUGUUGGAGUUAAGGUUCCUCAGUUCUCCUUCUCACGCCUGGCUGGAGCAGAUGUUGUUCUAGGUGUUGAGAUGACCAGUACUGGAGAGGUGGCCUGCUUUGGGGAGAACAGAUAUGAAGCCUAUCUAAAGGCCAUGCUCAGCACUGGCUUCAAAAUCCCUAAUGAGAAUAUUCUCCUCUCCAUUGGUGCCUACAAGAAUAAGACUGAGCUUCUGUCCACUGUUCAGACUUUGGAGAGUUUGGGUUAUAACUUGUAUGCCAGUCUUGGAACUGCUGACUUCUAUACUGAACAUGGAGUCAAGGUGAUGGCAGUGGACUGGCCAUUUGAAGAGGAGACUGAUUGUCCUAAUAAAGACAAACAAAGAAACAUCAUGGACUAUCUGGAAGAAAACCACUUUGACUUGGUCAUCAAUCUGUCCAUGAGGAAUUCUGGUGGAAGACGCCUGUCCUCCUUUAUGACCAAAGGUUACCGUACACGCCGAAUGGCCAUCGACUUCUCUGUGCCACUCAUCACUGAUAUUAAAUGCACCAAGCUUUUUGUUCAGGCACUGAGGCAGAUUGGUCAGGCUCCUCGUGUAAAGACACAUGUUGAUAGCAUGACCUCACAGAAACUCAUCCGUUUGCCUGGUCUGAUUGAUGUUCAUGUGCACCUUCGUGAACCCGGUGCCACCCAUAAAGAGGACUUCUCCUCGGGCACAGCUGCCGCCCUGGCUGGAGGAAUCACCAUGGUGUGUGUCAUGCCCAACACCAACCCUGCCAUCAUUGACCCCAACUCCCUCGCAAUGGCUCAGAAGCUUGCCAAGGCUGGGUGCCGCUGUGAUUAUGCUCUCUUUGUGGGAGCAUCAUCUGAAAACGCCACUCGUCUUCCAUCCAUUGCAAGCUCUACAGCUGGCCUGAAGAUGUACUUAAAUGAAACCUUCUCCACUUUAAAAAUGGACAAUGUUUCUCAAUGGAUGGAGCACUUUGAAAAGUGGCCAAAGCACCUGCCCAUUGUGGCACAUGCGGAGAAACAGACUGUGGCUGCGAUCUUGAUGGUGGCACAACUGUAUAAGAGAUCUGUUCACAUCUGCCAUGUUGCCAAGAAAGAAGAGAUUCUGAUCAUCCGAGCUGCUAAACAACAAGGGAUCCAGGUGACAUGUGAAGUGGCUCCUCACCAUCUCUUCCUGUGUGAAGAUAAUGUGCCCACCCUUGGGGAAGGCAAGGCACAAGUACGGCCCAUGCUGGGUACACGCGAGGACAUGGAGGCAUUGUGGGAGAAUCUAGAUAUCAUUGACUGUUUUGCUACAGACCAUGCUCCUCAUUCAUUAGAGGAGAAGAACUCUGAGAAACCACCUCCAGGUUAUCCAGGCCUGGAGACCAUGCUACCUCUGCUGCUCACAGCAGUCAGCGAUGGACGCUUAACCAUUGAUGACAUCAUCAAACGACUCUACGAGAACCCCAGUAGAAUAUUCUCUCUUCCUCCUCAAGAGGACACUUAUGUGGAGGUGGAUUUGGAGCAAGAAUGGACAAUUCCAACACGCAUGCAGUUCACCAAGUCAAAGUGGACUCCUUUUGAGGGCAUGAAAGUGAAGGGAAAAGUCAUGAGGGUGGUGUUGAGAGGAGAAGUUGCAUACAUUGAUGGGCAGGUGUUUGUACCUCCAGGUUAUGGUCAAGAUGUGAAGUCCUGGUCAGUGGCCCCUGCAGGAUCCACUGAGGCAUUAAAGGAUGCUUCUAAGCAUUUUGGUGAGGCACAGACUCCUGAGAGCCUCCGUCAGGCAGCAUCUGCUGAUUUGGUCCGUAGCCGCGCCCCGAGCCCACGCCGGUCAGCUGGGGAUGGACGCUUCAUUCUCCCACCUCGUAUCCACCACUCGUCUGAUCCUGGUCUACCUCCAGAAUUGGCUCACCCAGUGGAGGCAUAUACGUACCCUCCUCCACUGGCCAGGAUCCUGUCACCUCAGGCUGGACAGAUCAUGCCCCAUCCCCAGACCUCCCCACUGCUGCACCCACUGGUGGGCCAGCAUGUACUGUCCGUUCGGCAGUUCAGCAAAGAACAGAUGUCUCACCUGUUCAAUGUGGCACAUAAUCUUCGUCUCAAUGUGCAGAAAGAAAGACCCUUAGACAUUUUAAAGGGUAAAGUCAUGGCAUCCAUGUUCUAUGAGGUGAGCACUCGCACCAGUAGCUCAUUCACUGCAGCCAUGCAGCGUCUGGGAGGCACAGUGGUGCAUUUCAGCGAGUCUACGUCCUCCACACAGAAGGGGGAGUCUUUGGCUGACUCUGUUCACACCAUGAGUGGCUACUCUGAUGUCAUAGUUCUGCGCCACCCUACACCUGGAGCUGUAGAGAGUGCAGCGAGGCAUUGUCGGCGACCUGUAAUCAAUGCUGGAGAUGGAGUUGGAGAACAUCCCACUCAGGCUCUUCUGGACAUAUUUACCAUCCGAGAGGAACUGGGAACAGUCAACGGCAUGACUAUUACCAUGGUAGGCGAUCUGAAACAUGGCCGCACUGUGCAUUCUUUGGCCAGACUACUCACUCAGUACAGGAUAACUUUGCGCUUCGUGGCCCCAAAGAACCUCAGCAUGCCUGCCGAAAUCAUUGACUUUGUGGCCUCCAAAGGGAUAAAACAGGAAGAGUUUAACAGCAUUGAAGAGGCCCUCCCAGACACUGACGUCCUGUAUAUGACGAGGAUACAGAAAGAACGAUUUGCCUCUGAAGAAGAGUACAAAGCAUGUUUUGGCGAGUUCAUCCUAACCCCCCAUAUCAUGAGGGGAGCCAAAAGGAAGAUGGUGGUUAUGCAUCCUCUGCCUAGAGUCAAUGAGAUCAGUGCUGAGGUGGACACGGAUCCUCGAGCUGCUUAUUUCCGGCAGGCAGAGAAUGGGAUGUAUAUUCGGAUGGCACUGCUGGCCACUGUGCUGGGAAGAUGAGGUCACCCACGACAGUUCAGUUUUUGGGCAUUUUUGCCUGGAAACACUAGUUGAAUAGUUUGUUCUGUGUACUCUCUCUAUAAAGUUCGAGCAAGUAUGAUUUUGGAUGCAGUAUCCAUUGACUAAAGUCAUGCAGAUUUACCACAGCAACCACAAUGGGGUGUGGAUAAAUCUGUUUUUGGGUUCAUCUCAAAAUACCUGAAUCUGUACUGCAUUAAUGCAACGCUAGAAUAGUAGGCCUUUCACAGAGGUUCUGCUCACAAUACAGUUUUGGUCUAGAAGACUUUAGCAUCAACUGUUUUACUACCACUUAUCUCAUUCAUUGUUCUCCUUGAUGUAAUCUGUUGUGCAUUUAAAAAAUGCAGCUGUCUUCAAAUACAAUUUUUGCAAUGUGCAUUUUGACAUUCCAGAGAUUCACUUUUUAUAACACUUAGGGUCUUUGUGCACUGCAAAUAGAAAUGGUAGGGAGAUUAUUCUUCAUUACUUAUUAACAUUUGUGAACUUGACCAAAUGUAUUGUGACUGCAACUGCUUUUGUAAUGAAAUGUAUUUUGAGACAAUAAACAUUUUGUAAUCGG
This is a messenger RNA of Xyrauchen texanus (razorback sucker), 7557 nucleotides long. It is a transcript of the gene cad, whose product is annotated as carbamoyl-phosphate synthetase 2, aspartate transcarbamylase, and dihydroorotase. Gene Ontology annotation, biological process: 'de novo' pyrimidine nucleobase biosynthetic process; L-arginine biosynthetic process; L-glutamine metabolic process. The transcript is spliced from 43 exons. Gene Ontology annotation, cellular component: carbamoyl-phosphate synthase complex; cytoplasm. Gene Ontology annotation, molecular function: ATP binding; metal ion binding; aspartate carbamoyltransferase activity. Lineage: Eukaryota; Metazoa; Chordata; Actinopteri; Cypriniformes; Catostomidae. Bases 294 to 6980 code for a protein of 2228 amino acids. The record is from RefSeq and is a predicted model, not a curated record.